Molecule: messenger RNA, 3405 nt
Organism: Vitrella brassicaformis
Lineage: Eukaryota; Vitrellaceae
Source: the annotation of a GenBank genome assembly
GCAUCAAUGACAUGUUUUCACGCAAUCAAGUAUACAUCAGUCCACGCAAGCACACAUACACUGCAUCACGUCAAUCGGUCCGCCACGCAUCGCAAAUGCACACGGUAGCUACACCGAGACACACAGGCCUGAUCGAUGUGCCUCCGGUCUCUCUUCCCUCCCUCUCUGCGUCAGUGGUUGGUCGUCUCAGCUGUCUUACUCCUGCACCCGCUUCAGCCUCAGCCGCUUCUGCUGGUUCGGCCGCUCAGCAGCAGCAGCAGCGGCAGCUGCAGCUGCAGGCGACAGGCGCGGGGCGGCGGGGCCAUUCGUCUCAGGAUCGCCGUACGGAAACGCUGUUCGAAUGUCAUAUGUGGCAAUGAAGACCACAAGUCCAUGUUGUGGAGUGGGUGAUGGGAUAUGCUCUCUCACCGUCUGCCCAUGUGGCGUCAUCGAUAUCGUCAGUCGGGCUCGGCUUUGGUUCACGCAUCGCCUUCUUGCCCCCACUGUUGCCCAUCGUCGGACCACCAUGAUGCUGCGGGUGGCGGCCGGCACCAAACCUGCUAGACACACAUAUAUCAUCAACACACCAUGUUGCGGCUGUAUUUGAUAUGACGUGACCUUCCGUUGGCUGCCGCGCCGGGCAUGGGCAGGGGACGGUAUCGCUGCUGCUGCUGCUGCUGCUGGUGUUUCGGGAGAUUGGGAUAGCAGGCCGCCUGCUGCUGCUGCUGCUGCUUGGCCGACCCUCCAGCAGGGUUGUUGUGCUGCUUGCGGAUGGCCUUCUGCGUCACACGACGGCACAAAUCGUUAAUCAGCCCACCCCUAGAGCUCAAAGAGACAUAGGCGGACUCAUGCAAUGCGAUACAGAGAGGGGUGUGUGUGUGUGUGUAUGGGUGGCUGUGUCUUCUCACUCACUCGAUGGCGAAUGGGUUGAGUUCUGCCAUGAAUGGGAUGCGAUCGAGCGUGGCGUCCACCUGCAAACGGGACUGGCCGUCCAGCAGCACACCGACGUCAUCGUCCUGCACGACACACACAGUACCACACCACACACGCCGAGCUGUGCUGAGACACAGUGUGUGUUGUUCUGUGUGUGUGUGCGUCGUGCCUUGGUUGCGUGGUGCAUGAUAGGGCAGUAGAGUUCGUUGGGGAUGAUGCCCUGAGCAAAGCACAGCACACAACAUUGGGUCGAAUUAAUGAAGGUCGAUCUCGUGCAGUGCACACAGAUAAUGGAUGGGCGCGGCGCGUGCCGUGUCGUCAAGUCACUCACUUGUACGAGCAUGGUGUGUGCCUUGCCGGCCGGCAUGGCGACGAACCAGCUCUCAACCAGAGACGACACACCAGCCAACUCUGCACACGUUCAACCAUCAAUAUAUCACAUCCAGAUGCCCCGCUGGUGAGUGAGGUCUCUGUGCUCUCUUGACCGAUGACCGACCGAGGAAGGGGUCGAGGCGUGACGAGAGCAGCAACACCUCAUCCUCACCGCCACCACCACACACACACACAGAAUGGAUGAGUCCGCUAGUCAGUAUAUAUCAGGUCCCACCACACCACACCACACCUUGUCUGCCAGUGAGCGUAUGAGCUGCUGCGGGAACUCAUCCACAUCUGACUGAAGCGUGAACGGGAUCCCUGUCAGCACACAACAACAUACAUACACACUCAUAGGCCAUGGCAGGCCGUCGGUGGCCAGCCAGAUGUAUAUAUACCAUAUAGGACGGCCUGGUCGAGUGAUGAGCGGGGCAGCCGGUGCUUCGCCACAAACGACACACGACCCUUGGACAAGUUCUUCACCGACGACCUGACACACCACACCACACCACACACGACACACACCAUGAAGACAUUUGGAUGAAUCAAUCGAUGGAGGAGCGGAUGGAUGGAUGGAUGGAUGGACUAACGCUUUAAGGAGCAGCAUGGUGGCAACAGUGGCCUCCAACGUGAUGCGCAGCUGCUGCAGGGCCAGCUCGGCCUCGAACGUGAUGGACAGCAGGCGGCGGAAGAAACACACAACCUGAUGCACCUCUGACAUGCAUGACAGACACCAUACAGAACAGAAUAGAUGGGCGUGUGGGGGAAAGGAUGAGUGUGUGUCAUCAUGAUGUUCUGUCCAUUAUCCCUCACCGCACCGAGUGGUAUGGUGACGAGCGAGAGGCACUCGUAUGACGACAACUCAUGGGCAAGCCUGCACACCACCACACACCGACACACAUGCAAUGCCAUGCCAUGCCAUGCAGCCGCUUGUCUUGUUGUUUCCCUCCACCCUUCCGUACUCCUGCAGCAUUGUCUGUCGAUGUGCCUUGGACGAGAAGGCAUCGCUCGGGCAAUCUGCAACGAAUGCCCGGCAGAGACAGGCGUGGCGCUUUCUGGGGGUGUGUGCGCGUGUGUGUACACACCAUCCAUACCGUUGAGUGCGAUGAGGUUGAGGAGGUGCAGGACGACGGCGUGGUCCAUGGCUUGCAGGUUGGAGCACACGUCGCCCAGGCUCUGCUUGCACGGCACCAGCAACUCCAGACAUCCAGACAUGUACACUAUGUGACUGCAUUGCAUCCCAUGCACCACAAUAACAUUUGCACAGACAGGCAACAAGCAAGCAACGACACACGGAAGAAAGAGCUCCCCUGGCUGGCCUCCCAUCCCGCCUAUCUAUCUAUCGUCUUGCCUGGUAUCCUUCUUGGUGUUGUCAGUGGUGGUCUUGGCAGCCGGGGCGGCCUGGGCCUGCUGCUUGGGCGCUGAAGACAUGAUGUGCGCCGUCAAGGCGUUCAGACACGCCUCACCCUGUAGGCACCCAUCCAUCCAUCCACACAACACAGCACAGCCAAUCAAUGGAUUGGAUGUCUGCCUCGGUGGUGUGUGUUGUGUGGUCUCACCCACCGGGUCUUCGGUGUCUGAGAUGAUGAGGCCCUUGUCGUCCAGUCCAUCCAUCAGGGACCACACCCCAUCAGCGGUGUGGAGCAGCUCAGCGGGGUCAGCCUUGGUGGCACCCCGCAACACACGGAAACCCCCCUCAACCACCACUGCACAAAACAUCAUCCAUCCAUCCAUCCAUCCAUCCAUCGAUCCAUUGCAAACGGCCGGCGUUUCUCUCACCCACCCCACCUGCACAGGCGAUGGACAGCUGCUCCCGCUGCGAGAGCAUGUGUGCGAUGUCACGGCACACACGGGCGAGGAUCUCCACGAGCACAUUCUUGACAUCCUCCGGGUAUGUCGAGCCGCCGCCCGACUCGCCGGCUCUCAGGUCCACCACCGUGUAGAUCAGCAUCGCAGAUCCUUCAAUGCGGAUGGCUGAUCAGGCAGCCGCUGUGUUAAACGGAAAGAAGAGCGAUCGGCCAGCUCUAAGGUGCGCGGCGAGGCUGAUUCGGGCAAUCAUUAUCCGUCCCGAUUGAGCGAAAAGGCCGGUGAGGACCUUUCCUGUAGUUAGCUGAAUAGAGG